CAAGGCGCAUGCGCUCUGGAUUGUUUGGAGGCGCCAAGCUUGGACAUGUCCACAGAGUUGUGCAUUACUUUAUACUGCGGUAAAGGUUGUUUAUAUUAACUUUCAAUGUAACCACGCUUCCUUUUAUGUAAGCGUGAGUUAAACUUUACCCACAGCUAAGUGGGAUAUUUAAAAGUGUCGUCUUUAAACCUGCGUUUCCUACAUCAUUGCUGCUACUGAGGAAAGCUAGUGAACACAUGAUGAGUUCACUGACUCUGAAUGGAGUGACAGUGAAUUUCCCUUUUCCUCCUUAUGACUGUCAGAAACUCUACAUGAGCAAAGUGGUUGAAUGUCUUCAAAAGAAGGUGAAUGGAGUCCUGGAGAGUCCCACAGGCACAGGUAAAACCCUGUGCCUGUUGUGUGCCACCCUGGCCUGGAGGGAGCACUUCAAGGACACCAUCUCCGCCCGUAAGAUAUCAGAGAAGCUGAACGGGCAGGAGAUGUUCCCGAACACACCGCUGGCGUCCUGGGGAACGGCUGCUACAGACGGAGACAUACCAACUUACUACACAGACGUUCCAAAGAUCAUAUAUGCAUCCAGGACACACUCCCAGCUGGCCCAGGUGAUCAAUGAGUUAAAGAACACUUCAUACAGGCCGAAGGUGUGUGUGCUGGGAUCAAGAGAGCAGCUGUGUAUCAACCAGGAGGUGAUGCGUCAGGAGAGCAACCAUGUCAAGGUCCAUAUGUGCAGAGCAAAGGUUUCCACCAGGUCAUGUACUUUCUACAAUAAUGUUGAAGAAAAGAGCACAGACAAAGAGUUGACUAAUUCCAUCCUCGAUGUGGAAGAUUUGGUCAAAUUUGGCAACAAACAGAGAGUUUGUCCUUACUACCUCUCACGAACGUUGAAACAACAAGCAGAUGUGAUUUUCAUGCCGUAUAACUACCUGCUGGAUCCAAAGAGCCGCAGGGCGCACAACAUCGAGCUGAAAGGAGCAGUGGUCAUCUUUGAUGAGGCUCACAAUGUGGAGAAGACGUGUGAGGAGUCCACAUCCUUUGACCUGACUCCUUACGACGUAGCUUCAGCCAUCGCUGCCGUGGACCGGCUGCUGUCUGAGCAGGCUUCAUCAGUCAGCAAUACAGACUCUGUGUCAGAAGACUUCAACUUAGAGUCACUGAGCUCUGGGUUAAAAUUAGACAUAACAGCUGUCGCUAAAAUCAAGCAGAUUCUGAUCGAUCUGGAAGCUGCUAUCGAUUCCUACGAUGUUCCCGGUGACAAAGGAAUCACAAGACCAGGAAUGUUCAUCUACGAGCUGUUAGAAAAAGCCCACCUGACCUACGAUUCAAAGACGGCUGUUUAUGAAGCUCUGGAGCAGAUCAGCGGAUAUUUAGCAGGACAGCAAGGACUAUUCCUGAACAUAAGCGGACUGCAGAAGCUGUCGGAUAUCAUACAGCUGGUGUUCUGUGGUGAACCGUCAGAUCAGGACCGACAGCAGAAGAUGCAGAACAACACAGCUCAUUUCAAGGUUCAUAUCCAUAGAGACAACAGCAAUUCAAAGAAGAAGCAGAGUACUGAUGUCUGGGCUUCAGCUUCAGCUUCAUCAAAGAAACAAGGAAAUAUUUUGAGCUACUGGUGCUUCUCCCCGGGCUUCAGCAUGCAGGAUCUGAAGAAUCAGGAAGUCCGCUGCAUCAUCCUAACCAGUGGGACCCUCUCCCCUCUGAGCUCCUUCACCUCUGAAAUGAGGAUAGAGUUCCCGGUGACUCUGGAGAACGGUCAUGUGAUCGAGCGGGAUCAGAUCUUUGUGAGCAUCAUAGAUCGAGGUCCAGAUGGAGUCGAGUUAAGUUCAGCUUUCGACAGGAGGUUUGUUCCUGAAAACAUGGCGUCUUUAGGAAACACUGUCGCUAACCUGAGCCGUGUGGUUCCUCAUGGCCUCUUGGUGUUUUUUCCCUCUUUCCCUUUAAUGGAGAAAACUUUGGACUUCUGGAGAGCUAACGGACACGCAGACCGCAUUGAGAAUGUGAAGCCCAUAUUUGUCGAACCUAAAGGAAAGGGCACCUUCAAUGAGGUUAUCGAUGGAUAUUACAGCAAAGUCAACGAUCCAGCAUCCAAAGGGGGAUCUUUCUUUGCCGUGUGUCGAGGGAAGGCCAGCGAGGGUCUGGAUUUUGCGAACACCUAUGGUCGGGGUGUCAUCAUCACAGGCCUCCCGUUUCCUCCAAGGAUGGACCCUCGAGUCAUCCUGAAGAUGCAAUUCUUGGAUGAGAUGAGCCGGAAGAGAGUCCCAGGGGUGAAGUACCUCUCUGGGCAGGAGUGGUACAGGCAGCAAGCUUUCAGGGCCGUGAAUCAGGCCAUCGGUCGAGUGAUUCGCCACAAAGAGGACUACGGAGCAAUCUUCCUAUGUGAUACGAGGUUUAAGGGCACCUCUGCUCGGAAUCAGCUUCCAUCCUGGGUCAGACCUUACGUGCGUCUGUACGACAACUUCGGGAACGUGGUUCGUGACGUGUCUCAGUUCUUCAGGGUCGCACAGAAACUAAGGCCGUUUGUGGAGAAGAAGCCUCAAGCAGAGAGCUGCGGGACCUCACGGGACGCCGACACGACGCUCUCUAGUUUUACUUCUUUCUCAGCGCCCCAAAGCUCGAACGCACAGAAAGCCAAGGUGCUGGACGCUCACCUGCCAAGCCUGAAGAGGAGGAGACUCAAUGAACAGGCUGGAGGGGCGGGGAUGGCGAGGAUCUGUAUCGAGUACGAGCAGGAGGUGCAGGAGAACCACAGGAGGCCGAUGAACCUGCUGGAUGCUCUGGAGCGUGGAGAUCACUGCAGCGAUUCUGCUGCUGGAGAGAAGGCAAACUGUCUGUCUUCGCUGUCUCUGCAAUACGACAGAAGGAACGGGGACGAGCUGCGAGGAGGCAAACGAAAAAUCAAACUGGUCCAAGAGCAGAACUUGCGUGUGUCCGUGGACACAUCCGAAGAAGGUAAAGCCAGCAGGGCGAAGGGCUUCCUGGCAGAGAUGAAGAAGUCUCUGAGCCAGGUGAACUUUGACCGCAUCGUUCAGGCCCUGCAGACGUACAAAAAGACAGACGACCUGGAUCUCCUGCUGUCCGCGGCCGCCGUCCUAACUGAGGACGCUAACACUCAUAGUCUGCUCAGAGGCCUCUACCAGUUUGUUCGUCCUCAUCAUAAGAAGAAGUUUGAUGAAAGGUGUCAGGAGCUGACGGGACAAGGCUGCGGAUACAAACUCGAUCACUCCCUGACAAAGGACGUGAAGAAAGCUCUGCUGCAGAGCGCUUCAGACGGAGAACCUGCUGCAGGUCUAACAUCCUGCAGCGGGACAUCGACCUGCACGCAGCUGAACACACAACAACUCAACAAAGGAGGACAACACCUGAGCCAGCAGGGAUUAAAAGAGCCUCCGAAAGGUUCUGUUCCUAAGAGCGAGUUUCACUCCACGUUUCUGUCUGACGUGAAAAAAUCUCUGGGAGCAGAAAAGUCGACUCAGCUCUUUCAGGCCAUCCACAGCUAUAAGAAAACAGACAGCUACGAGAAUCUGGUGAGCACAGUGGUGAGCUUAUUAACGGAGAGAGACGAGGACUUCAACCUGCUCGCCAGAUUUGGUACGUUUAUUCGCCCUCAUCAUAAGAAGCAGUAUAAGGAGAUGCUUGAUUCUCUGACCGGUCACUCUGCUCCUUCUGAUGUUGCUCCUGAUGCUGCGAAUGACGAACAGCAAGGAACCGCUACGACGCCUCCUCUGAAGACACAGAGCAAGAUCUCCAGUUUCUUCUCAAACAGUCAAAGAAAGUAAAACUGUAUUUAUUUCAGAAAGUUUAACAAGUAACUGAUGACGAAACCACCAACCUGCUGACCCUGUUUGGUGCUGAAAUCUGCCUCAAAUCUGCUGCUACGUGGACAAACCCUCUGAUCUCCAGAUGUUAAACACAAACCAGAAUUUCCCUUUGAACUCGUUAGUCAUUUUUUACUCUUGGAGACGACAACACUGAGCUGUAACUACUUUGAACUGUUUUUAUUUAAUGAUGCUGCUGCUGCUUUACUUGCAACUGGACUUGCAUACUUUGGAGACAUCUGAAUAUGUGAGUCCAAGACAAAAAGACGGUAACUUGUUUGAUGUUACUUUGAAUAAAGCGCAAAGCAUUUGCUACAUGAAUUCAAUGUGAAAAAUAA
This is a messenger RNA of Notolabrus celidotus (New Zealand spotty), 4150 nucleotides long. It is a transcript of the gene rtel1, whose product is annotated as regulator of telomere elongation helicase 1. Lineage: Eukaryota; Metazoa; Chordata; Actinopteri; Labriformes; Labridae. The transcript is spliced from 33 exons. Gene Ontology annotation, cellular component: nucleus. The coding region runs from base 237 to 3773 and encodes 1178 amino acids. Gene Ontology annotation, molecular function: hydrolase activity, acting on acid anhydrides, in phosphorus-containing anhydrides; DNA polymerase binding; DNA helicase activity. Gene Ontology annotation, biological process: regulation of double-strand break repair via homologous recombination; DNA repair; DNA recombination. The record is from RefSeq and is a predicted model, not a curated record.